GCCUUCUAGAUAGCUGAAUUAAACAACAUGGCUGACAAUGGAAUUUCAACUUCAGCACUGCGCAAACGGAGUGCAACAAUGCAAAAUAUAGACUCUGUGAUCGAGACGCCCCGACUCAUUUUACUGCGACUAACCGACACGGAAGAGGGAUCGCAGCAUUUGCAAUGGUUCCACGAGUGGUGGACUGAUCCAGUCGCAACGUCGUGGAGCAUGCACGGAGCCUGUAAAUCCUAUGAAGAAAGCCGAGAAUGGAUGAUAGACCACGUAGAGAAAUUCGACCAUCUCAUGUACGCCAUUUUCGAGAAACCCGAAAUUUCACCUUCAUCGUCAUCCACCGAAGCUCCAACCGCCACAAAAGAAAUAAACAUGAACAAUCCGGGAAAAUACAUAGGUAAAACGGGUCUCCGAAGACAGGCCAUCAGCCCCGUUCUCCCACCUCCUCCACCUCCUUCCUCACACUCAUCCGACGCAUCGAAGCCGCUCAAUCUCCGCGUGAUCGGCUACGCCUUGUUCAAAUCCGCCUGGGGCAAAGGGUAUGCCACGGAGGCCAACACUGCGAUGCUGGAGACCUACGCGGCUUACUGCGCGAGGGAGAAGACUGGAUUUCUAAACUACCUUGAGGCGGGUGUGGAUGAGUCAAAUCAGGGCAGUAGGGGUGUGCUUGGUAAGUUAGGAUUCAAGCCUGUAGGUUUUAAGACCGAGGUGGAGCCAGUGUUUCUGGCUGGAGCGUGGAGGCAUGGUGGAUAUUGGAUUUAUGGGCGGUAUAUCUAAGGGAUAUGUCUGGGGACGUUUAGCUGAAGUCUAUUGAUCUUGAUGAUUGGGGAGGAGUAUGUGCACUAGGAAGGAAAUGCACAAAGAUGUGUUGGAAUCUCAUCGACGCGGACGUUCAGCGUGCAAUUACCUGGACGACCGGAAGCAAUUGCUAUGCGGCUACACGUAGGUAACGCGCCAUACGUUCAUUUUCGAAACAACUGGAUGCACUCUAUGCAACUAGAUUCGAAGUACCAGGGGAAUUUUGAGUACAAUGUAAUAAUGCAU
Molecule: messenger RNA, 1038 nt
Organism: Aaosphaeria arxii CBS 175.79
Lineage: Eukaryota; Fungi; Ascomycota; Dothideomycetes; Pleosporales
Exons: 2
Coding region: 28-771 (247 amino acids)
Molecular function (GO): acyltransferase activity, transferring groups other than amino-acyl groups
Source: RefSeq, a predicted model, not a curated record